Molecule: messenger RNA, 2238 nt
Organism: Pygoscelis adeliae (Adelie penguin)
Lineage: Eukaryota; Metazoa; Chordata; Aves; Sphenisciformes; Spheniscidae
Gene: PDZD9
Product: PDZ domain containing 9
Exons: 3
Coding region: 1-423 (140 amino acids)
Molecular function (GO): protein binding
Source: RefSeq, a predicted model, not a curated record
AUGGAACAUACACAGCCUUCACCAGUGGUUGGGGAUGAAACUAAGAGGCAAUUGCCAGCACUGGAAAAUGUCUCUCAGCACACACUGAUUGCAACAUUAAAGGCAAAUAUUAGGAUGAAUGAACAAGGAUUGGGUCUCAUAAUCAUACAGAACGGGCCAUACCUCCAGAUAAUAAGCCUUGUUGAGAAAAGCUCUGCAGCUAACGAUGGAAAGCUAAAACCAGGUGAUGUUCUAAUAAAAAUUGGAUAUGCUGACGUUUUAGGAUGGACUCUCAGAGAGCUUAGGCAACUCCUGCACAAUAUUCCUGUAGGAACUACUGUACAAAUCAGAGUUUACAGAGAUUUUGUUGAAGUACCUCAAUGCUGGCAAAGUGCAGUUGAAUUAAUUCCUGAAGCAAAGCUUCCUGUGAUGACAGCAGAGUAAGAAAUAAGUAUUGUACACAACUAGAAUUUCACACCUUGCUUAGUAUUAUAGCAAGAAACAAGAAAUAGCAUAAUAGCUUUUUCAUUUUAGGAUAAAACGUUAGUCUAAGGAUUUACUUUCAUUUAUUUUUCUGCAAUAGAAAACUGUGAUUUGAAAUUAACAAAUACCAAAAGAAAAGUUUACUUUUCUAGUUACAGUGAAAACAGGGUCAGGACAAACAUUAAUUUUAGACAUGCCCCUUCCCACCUCCACAGAGACCAUAAAAAGUCUGGCUGGCAAUAAUGGCCACUGAAGUCAAAGAGGCCCUGUCAACCAUAAUAGCCAAGGAUCUAGACAAUUACAAGUAGCUGAUGAUAUCAAGAUGGAGGUCUUGCUACAACCAUGUAAAAAGCUUAUCUGUUUCUUAAUUGGUCUAACUACUGACAAGUGGUUAAUGAUUAUGACUUUUAAAAUUAAACUUAAGGAAAAAAAACACUCUUCUUCUGAGAGCCACUGCAUACAGAAGCUUUUAAAAAUACAUUGCUCUCAAUCCUAAAGGUGGCUCAUAUAGCAAGUAUAAUUAAUCUAGAUGGGAUACAAGGCAGUUAAAACUUUGUGCCUCAGGAAAACUUUUAACAGAGAAGAAACCUCAGAGGUAGGGGAAGGAACAGAAGUAUUGAAAGGAGAUAAUUAGGCUAGAACAGCAGAAAGGAAGCUCACGCAGCAAGGGGCUUUCCAAGAGAUUAAACCUCUAAGCUUAUGUUUAAAUAAAUCAAUUAUUUGCUAUUCUGAAGGAGCAGAAGAAGGAUAGCUUGCUUUUCUAUUGACCGAAUUACAACUUAGCUAUUACUUUAGAGUCCAAAGGAAACUGUGUGCAAAGGACUAUGGACAAUAGUAUUAGUUUGAUAUUAGAGGAGCUUCAGAACUAAUGAACUUGUCUUUAGAACAAGUAUUCACAAAAAACUUAGGACUCCAUGAUUAGUUAACUAAAUAGCUAUGGGAAUUAUUGCAUGUUAAAGUAAUAUCAUGCUGUGUAUUUCCAGCAGAAGUGAAGAUGCUGAGGAUGAAGACACCACCAGGUCCAGUAGCGAUGAUGAUGCAGACUUGGAAACUUUUCAGUAUAAAUCUUCCCAGUCAUACUGCUGUGAGUUCACUCGUAAGUUACCAUCAAUAUCCAAAAUUUGGCAGAUAUCUGAUACAGGCCAGACACUUAGAGUACGCACAGACACUGGUUGUGAUGCUGUACUUCAUAAUGAUGUUGAUGCCUUGUGCAAUCCUAAGUUCGAUGCCAGUGGUGUUAGACCUCCCUCAUACUGGGCUAUGGAAAACAGUGAGACCAGUUCCUCUUCUUCCUGCCCUUCUGUAUCAGAGACAUCCUAUCUGGAAGAAUUUGCCUUUGUUUCAGAAUAGCUCAAAACUUGACUUCUUCAAAACCUAGAUUUCUGAAGUUGUAUCUUACCUGUUUUAGCACAUGCCUAGACUUCCAAAAAACCUAAAUGUCCUAAGAUAUACAAAAUAAUAUAUGAGCUAUAUAAAGCUGUUUUAGCAAUGCCCUCCCUACCAUCAAAGAUGCCCAUCAAUGCUACUUGUGGAGAAGACAUUCAGAAACACUACCUCUGCUAGUCCUAGACGAGUAGCAGUUACAAGCUCUAAGGUCCAAUAUAUUCAUCUUUGUUUGAAGGUAAUGUUCUUCAUUUACUUGAUAUAAGGAUGGUGCAGACAAUUAUCAAGAACUUCUCCUGAAUACGUGGACAAUUAGUGGCAAUUACAGUAUUUGUCUGCAUCACAAUGAUAAUUCUUGAUAUCUCUAUUUUUUACAUCAACUAAAAUUCACCU